This is a messenger RNA of Ceratosolen solmsi marchali, 1826 nucleotides long. RefSeq names its product protein RER1. Gene Ontology annotation, biological process: protein retention in ER lumen; retrograde vesicle-mediated transport, Golgi to endoplasmic reticulum. The record is from RefSeq and is a predicted model, not a curated record. Gene Ontology annotation, cellular component: Golgi membrane. NCBI's taxonomy places the organism in Eukaryota, Metazoa, Arthropoda, Insecta, Hymenoptera, Agaonidae. The coding region runs from base 960 to 1541 and encodes 193 amino acids. The transcript has 6 exons.
CAACGACGGCGGCAGUGGCGGUUUGACAAGUUUCGACCACCGACACACGCAAAGCCAUCGUCGCUCGGUGCUAACCCCUCUUAUUAUCUCUCCGCCGUAUUUUUUCCUUUCCUUGUCGCUUUUAACCAAACGAUUCGUGACCCUCUUAUUUCAACGGACGCGCGCUACGUGAGCAGGGGCGUCGAAAGGAGGGGGGAGGGGUGAGAAGCAGGGCUGCGUCGGGGUGACGAACCAACACGACUAACCUACCGUUACCCAAUACUCCGCCCCUCCUCUCGUGACGUAUAUAUUUGUAACGUGCAUUAACAAGGGGCGGCUCGUUCUCGCAUGGGAGAACUCUCCCCCCUUGCAGCCGCUCUCGGGCCAUAAGGGAAAAUCAAUGGCGCGCGCUUUUUCCGCCGUCUCGCUAGGUCGAGCACGAUGUAAUUAUGAUUCCGGGCGUAUAAUCGGGUUAGUCGCGCAACCUGCCCUUUUCGAUCGGCUGAAAUUGGUUUUUAACGACGACCUUCGCCGCAAAGUUGACUCAUCGCGUCGCGCCACCGCCACCGACGCCGCCGCCGACGCUCUCCCUCCCUCGCCCCGUCUUAUUUGCACUCGCACCUUUGAGUCGCCUGAGCUCGCGAGCGUCCUCGAGGUCCUUUAAGUGCCAGCACGCAUGCCGGCGAGUUUAUAAGUUUAUGGAGUGUGUCGGUGAAUCAGAGAGAAAGACACGACGAUGCGACAAUGAGACAAUGAUGUCAUGCGACGUAUGACCUGUCUCCUGUUUGCCUGUCGGUUGACGGCCGGCCAAGACUCCCACACUCUUGUCAAACUUUUGCUUCGUCGGCAAUGCCGGGUUCUGUUCGCAGCUCCACAACUCCAUAAUCCUACUUCUCCAUCGUCCGUUGGAUUUCUUUCUUUCUUCAAUCUAUCGACGUGAUCCUGAUCGCAUCCUGUGGAUUGAACAGUGGGAAGGUACAAUGAUGCAAGAUGAGGAUCUUGGCGGUCCUGCAAGCAAGAACGUAUUCAGUAAGGCAGUAGCUAGAAUUUCACAGGUCUGUAAUGUUUAUCAAAGUUGGCUGGACCAGUGGACGCCGCAUGUUAUAUUAAGAUGGGCAUUUGCAGUUUUUUUAAUCAUUCUAUUUAUCCUUCGUAUAUUGUUGGCACAGGGAUGGUAUAUUAUCACUUAUGCAUUGGGUAUCUACCACCUUAACCUAUUUAUAGCAUUUCUCACACCAAAAAAUGACCCAGCGAUGGACUUUGAUGAUGCUGACGGACCCCAGCUACCGACGAGGUCAAACGAAGAGUUUAGGCCAUUUAUCAGAAGAUUACCUGAAUUUAAAUUUUGGUAUUCUGUGUGUAAAUCCACCGUCGUCUCUUUGAUACUUACUUUAUUCGAUUUCUUUAAUAUACCAGUAUUUUGGCCAAUACUUGUGAUGUACUUUAUCACAUUAAUGUGUCUUACAAUGAAGCGUCAAAUAAAGCAUAUGAUAAAAUAUAGAUACUUGCCUUUUACACAUGGUAAACCAAAAUACCAAAAUCACAUUGAAACUACGAAAUAAUUACAAGUUGAAUAAAGUGAAAGUAUGUCUGCUGAAGAUAAAAAAAAAAAAAAACAAGUAUACGUGCGUAAAUUCAUGUAUAAUUCAUUUUUUUUUCUUUUUUGUUUAUUUUUGAGAACUGUUUCAAAUUGACUGUAAAUGAAUUUCUGUUUUCUGAAUGACAAAUUUGUAUGAGUAAAGUCAUUGCAUUGUUCAAGGAUAUUAAAAAAAAAGAAAAAAAAAAACUUAAAAAUGGAAUGAAAACAAAGUGAAUGAGUGUAAUAAAAUAUCGUUUUGUAAAGUUAA